Phaeoacremonium minimum UCRPA7 is the source of this 1764-nucleotide messenger RNA. Its product is annotated as putative spermine spermidine synthase protein. Gene Ontology annotation, biological process: polyamine biosynthetic process. The coding region runs from base 1 to 1764 and encodes 587 amino acids. The transcript is spliced from 3 exons. The record is from RefSeq and is a predicted model, not a curated record. NCBI's taxonomy places the organism in Eukaryota, Fungi, Ascomycota, Sordariomycetes, Togniniales, Togniniaceae.
AUGGCUCCAAAGUCCUCGAGAAAGUCAGCUGCGAAACCAAAGACGCCAAAGAUUGACCCAAAUUCUUCAUUUACACCAGAGGCUUUCGAGAAAGAGCUGAAGGCUCUAGCAUCAAAAGCAAAAGAUGAGACGUGGGGCAAGUUCCUCAAGGAGCAGGCCUCCGCUUAUUUCAGAGCAGCAGCUCUCCUGGCUGUAGCAGCUGUCUACUCCAAUGUCUCACAACUUGCCCUCUCCCCCGUAUAUGGUUCAAUACCGUCGUCAAUAUGGCAUCCACAUGUUGUCAUGGUUGGCUGCUUCGUGGGAUGGGCAUCAAACCUCCAUCUGGGCAGGCUCCUCCCGGUCAAGCUGAUCUACCUGCUACCAAUUAUUGCCAUCAACAUCCCCUUGGUGCAGUUCUAUUUGUACAAAGUCAGCACCUCCCUGACUGCCUAUUGGGGCCCAUUGAUUACAGAGGCUCUCACAUUGCUCCCGUUGCUUGUCAUCACGACAUCAUGCACAGCGAAUUACCUUGAUAAUGCAGACUUCUCCAAAUUGCCACGGUGGUUGGCUGAUGCAACCCCAGGGUUGAUCUCCUGGGCCUUCUUCAAAUUGGUAGAAACAGGCUCUGGGCGUCUGGUCGAGCAGCAUAUCGGGAAGUCCUUCUUCCAGACUCGUUUGGGGCUGGAGAUCAUCCUCGGCGCUUCCUCUGCUCUUCUGGCACCAUCAAAGCUUCUCGUUCAUGCGAUGCCCGGCAUCCUCCACACGGCUGCCCUGAACACGCAUGUCUAUUCUCCCAUUGCAACUGCUACCCUGAACAGAACGCUCAAUCUCGAGGGCUGGUCGUUAAUAGACCGGAAGGAGUCUCUGACCGGGUACAUCUCGGUAGUCGAUAGCCAUGCGCAGGGCUUCCGCGUACUGAGGUGUGACCACAGUCUGCUAGGUGGCGAGUGGAUCAAGUACCAGGGCCCAAAGGUUGCAGAGCCGAUCUACAGCGUCUUCGCUAUGCUCGAAGCCGUGCGGCUGGUCGAGGGUGACAAUCGGGUUGCGGACCACGAUGCUAACGCUCUUGUUGUAGGCUUGGGAGUAGGUAUUACACCGGCUGCGUUGGUCGCACAUGGCAUCGAUACAACCGUGGUAGAGAUCGACCCUGUGGUGCACGAGUUUGCGUCCAAGUACUUCUCCCUGCCGUCGAAUCAUACGGCGGUGAUUGAGGACGCGGUAGGCUACACAGACAGGCUUGCAAGCAACCCCGACGAGAAAAGAUUCGACUAUAUUGUGCACGACGUGUUCACAGGCGGCGCUGAGCCGAUUGCACUCUUCACCCUGGAAUUCCUACAGAAUCUUGAUGCGCUGCUGAAACCAAAUGGAGUCAUAGCCAUUAACUAUGCUGGUGACUUCCUGCUACCACCACCGAAGAUCGUCGUGCAGACGAUAAGACAGGUCUUUCCUGCGUGCCGGAUCUUCCGAGAACACCCACGGGACGAAGAUAACAUUGAGAAAGAGAAGCGCGACUUCACCAACAUGGUCAUUUUCUGCACCAAGACCGGCGACAAGGUCACUUUCCGCAAGCCAACCAAGGCCGACAUGCUGGAGAGUCCGUCAAGAGACGCCUUUCUCCUCCCCAAGCAUGAGGUCUUCGACUCGGAUUUCUACGAGGGUGAGGACGAAGGUAUCCUGACUCAAAAUGACACCCAGAAGUUGGUGAAGUAUCACCAAAAGAGCGCUGUUGGUCACUGGGCGGUGAUGCGCACUGUCUUGCCUGACCUGAUAUGGAAUAAUUGGUGA